Molecule: messenger RNA, 579 nt
Organism: Lolium perenne
Lineage: Eukaryota; Viridiplantae; Streptophyta; Magnoliopsida; Poales; Poaceae
Biological process (GO): nucleobase-containing compound metabolic process
Cellular component (GO): cytoplasm; nucleus
Molecular function (GO): nucleic acid binding; 3'-5' exonuclease activity
Source: RefSeq, a predicted model, not a curated record
AUGGAGCACCUUGCGCGCUACUCGGCUCCUCGAACUCGGGUGUACCACCUCAUGGCCGAAGGGAUGGCUUUCAAGGUCCCGGUCGCGCUCCGUGCAAGAAGGCGCGCCGCCGUCCUUCAACUCUUGGUGGCGUCCGAGACGUUGGUGUUCCGGAUUUGUUAUGCCGAUGAAGUGCCACAAGUGCUCAAGGAGUUCUUGCAGGACAGGAACAUCAGAUUCUGCGGCGCCGCUAUGGGCAAUGAUGUGAAAAUGCUGCGUCACUAUGGCAUUCAUAUCACUUCUGUGUACGACCUCCAGAAGGUACUCCCGAACCCCACCAACAAUCCCACUCCGAGUCUAUAUGAUUUGGCAAACUAUACCAUUGGGACAAACCUUGAGAAGACGAAGAAGUACAAGAAGAUGGACGUCCCCGCCGCGCAAGAAAAAGAAGAUGAGCUCAUUUUUGGAUGGGCUAAUUUUUCAUUGAGCUACGAGCAAGUGCACUAUGCUGCUCUAGACGCUCGCCUGGGCUUCGAGAUUGCUAGGAGGCAUUGGAUGCUAGUUGGCUACAAUAGCCAUGUUGAUCGUCUCAAUAUUUAG